AUGCGUAUUUAUCUUUACUCUUCCCUUGCGACAGUCGCUCAAGCCUUCGCAGCAGUAGAAGUAGCUGACCAAUGCCAUGAUUACUGUCGAGAGAUCUUCGGAAGCGACUCCUACUGCCGGUACCACAACGAUCGAUACUACUGCCGAGGCGGUCUCCCUUCAACCUCUCCUUGCGUGCCUCGCGUCGAUUGUGCCAUAGAGGGACCUGUGUCUGGUUCGGCUACUGCGCCCUUUUCUUCAUCUAUUGACGAACCGAUCAGAGAGGAACCCGCCCCAGCGCAUGUCCAAGGCUCGAGUGGACUGACGGGCUGUGAUAACUAUUGCCAAGAGCUGAAUCCUGGUGUCGUCACAUACUGCAAGCUGUUCUCAUCUCCACCGAGAUGCAAGCACGGUAGUCAGCUGUGCCGACCGAACCAGGAGUGCACCACAGGCUACUAUAACCCGUCGGCACCAUCUGACCAACGGGUGGCGAAGAAGAUGUGUUUUGGUGGACAGAAUGGCCCUCUGGACUGUACAGCAAAGCGCAGUGGACCGAGUAAGGUGGUUCGAGUCAAGGAGUCCUCUUGGUCUGCCGGUGUAUACUAUCAGCGACUGCUGCGUCUCCUGACCUCCAACUGUGCAUACAUGCGCGUCACCAAACUCAUCCUUCGAGUGCUACAUCCCCAAUUCCCUCCCGGUGUCUCAUCCAGCGAUAGGCUAUGGUAUCCAGACGGCGAUGUUACGAAGAGUAUCAUGUACACCGAGCUCCUCACAAAGCUUGGUGGUACAAGUGUUCGUGAAGUGUUUAUGCUCCCCUACGUCUUCGAUGAGGUCUCAAGAGAGGGAUGGUUGAGCAUUGCCCCGACGAAGGGAAAAGUUAUGUCUGGCGUUUUCCAUCUAUUGAAGGAGUAUAACGCUAAAUUAUCGUCUAUCCAGUUCUCGGGAAUUACAGUCGACUACGAGGAGAUGAAGCAUGUCCCAACUGAAUAUGAUCUGUUCUGGGAUCCCCAAGGUGAAGCAGAUUUCAAGGACGGGACAAACUUCGAAGUUGGCGUUGCCAUCGGUUUUGAUCAAGUCGGUAGAUUCAAGGAGUGGCCUUGGGUCAAUAACUUGUAUCUGGAGAUGUAUGAUUUCUUCCGUCCUACUGCUUAUAUCAGUCAAACGGCCAAUUCGAGGUUCCUAUUGUACAAGAAUAAGGCUAGCAAGAUGGUCAACUAUGUGGUUAACGAGGCCGUCGACAAGGUCGUCCAGGCAGCUUAUGCGGACCAUCGAAGCCGCGCUCACCUUAUGUGGUCGUUGCAACAUCAGGAUGAUGGAUGUGUGUACCCACUGAACUCGGGUAAGUGCGGUUAUAACAACGAGUUCGGCUCUUGGAAUCCUGCACCCUUCAACGAGUUCCUUCGUCUCAUCAAGAGCAAACUACCCCAUAAGUCACAGGGAGUGUAUCACUAUGACUUCCUGCCGUAUUCAAUGAUCCCCGAAGAUAUGCACCAGUGUCUGAGUAAUGGUUGUUCCUAA
Molecule: messenger RNA, 1497 nt
Organism: Perkinsus marinus ATCC 50983
Lineage: Eukaryota; Perkinsozoa; Perkinsida; Perkinsidae
Exons: 11
Coding region: 1-1497 (498 amino acids)
Source: RefSeq, a predicted model, not a curated record